Molecule: messenger RNA, 1234 nt
Organism: Bicyclus anynana (squinting bush brown)
Lineage: Eukaryota; Metazoa; Arthropoda; Insecta; Lepidoptera; Nymphalidae
Product: ecdysone receptor-like
Exons: 4
Coding region: 530-766 (78 amino acids)
Source: RefSeq, a predicted model, not a curated record
UGUGGUGGUGAAGCGGCGCGCCGUCGCCCGUCGCCCGUCAGUCGGCGGCAGCGAGUCACGCGCGUCGUCUCGUCCAGCUCUCUCGCCUCGCUGCACUCCUGCCCGCACACCUGCUGUCGCUCAGCUUCGUCGGCUAUCACGCGAGCGGAGGUCGCUGCGACCUCGCGACUCUGUUUCGGUUCUCGGCGAUUUCACCGACCGCGUGUUACAGCAAUCGCCGCGGUCUCCAAGCGCGAAGUGAAGCCAGUGCUGUGACCGGACCUCUCCGCUCUGUGACAGUGAACUCGUGUCUAGUUAAUCUAGUUACCUUGGUGCGGAUGUGCAGUGAUGGAUCAAUGAGACAGAAGCGCGAGUGAACGCGCGAAACGACGAGUCUUCUUUUCUUGGGGUGCGAGAACGGGCCGUCAAAAUUGAGCCCAAACUGUAUCUAGAUUACAACGCCGCCCCGCUGUUCGCCUCCGAAAACGCCUCCAGUGAAGUGUGGAGCGCGAACGGCGGGGGCGGCGCGACAGCAUGCGGUAGCAGCGGCAUGGACUUGAAACACGAGGUGGCGUACCGGGGCAUCCCGGGCCAGGUGAAGGCCGAGCCGGGGGUCAGCCACAACGGGCACCCCAACGGGCACGUGCGCGACUGGAUGGCGGGCGGGGGGUCACCGUCGCCAGCCGCCGCGCCGCCGCAGCCCAACGGGUACUCCUCGCCGCUCUCCUCGGGAAGCUACGGCCCCUAUAGCCCCAAUGGUAAAAUAGGUAAGUACUUAGAUAUAUAAUGUGGCAGUUUCGCUGCGGGCGACGGGGGGAAAGACUGCGCGGGUGUGAAAUCGUGCGUGCAGGAAAGUGAGGUACAUCAGUCGUGGGUCUUUCAUUAAUCGCUAUACGCCCCCCGGCCCGCGCGGAUCGUCGGGAGUGUUACUAACGAAGUUGCCACGCUAUAGGUACUUAUUACACGCAACCCAUAUUUCAAUUUUUUAUAACGUUCUCUUUGAACUUUUCUCGAAGCCAUUUUACAAUACAAUACCAAAUAAAUGAAUGUAAAAAAAAUACCGCUGUUUAUUCGAAAAGUAAAUAUUCCCUUUCAUUCCUCGCAAUAUGAUUUCUUUCAUGAGUUCAAAGAAAAUCAACAAACAAAGAAACGAGCUACUGGAAUAAACCGCUACGUAGUUGAUAUUUUCAUUGAAUAGAAUAAAUACUCAUUCAUUUCCAUGUUGUUUAGCCAAAUCUUAAAUAUUUUAGAAAAU